Molecule: messenger RNA, 2873 nt
Organism: Arachis stenosperma
Lineage: Eukaryota; Viridiplantae; Streptophyta; Magnoliopsida; Fabales; Fabaceae
Product: pantothenate kinase 2-like
Exons: 22
Coding region: 197-2797 (866 amino acids)
Biological process (GO): coenzyme A biosynthetic process
Cellular component (GO): cytosol; nucleus
Molecular function (GO): pantothenate kinase activity; ATP binding
Source: RefSeq, a predicted model, not a curated record
AUAUCAUGUCACAUAAACUUGUAAAUGAUAUAGAUUUAAUUUGGCGGGGUUAAGAGGUAGUUGGGGAAGGCAUAACUAACCGGCUUGGCAGAUAAGGUCAAAGUAGUUGGUGGAGUUGACUGAAACUACAAGGAGAGUGAGAGAAAGAACGAAGGUCAAGAACUUCAAGGCCAAAGCGGUGGCAGAGAAAUCAGAGAUGGCAACCAAAGGUAGCAAUUCGAUUCAUAGGUCAAGUUCCCGGCCACUACUGGAUCUAAGCAAAGCAGAGAUUCAAGGGAAUGUGGAAGAGAAGUAUCCAACUAUUUUGUUGCCGAAUCAAUCUGAUGAUCUAUCCCACCUUGCUCUUGACAUUGGAGGAUCUUUAAUAAAGUUGGUUUACUUUUCAAGACAUGAAGGCCAAUCAACGAAUGAUAAAAGGAUGAAAAUUUUGAAGGAUAAACUUGGAAUUCUCAAUGGAAACAGGAGAAGUUAUCCUAUUCUUGGUGGGAGGCUUCACUUUGUGAAAUUCGAAACAAACAAGAUUAAUGAGUGUUUAGAAUUCAUUUAUUCAAAGAAGCUUCACUGUGGUGGAUGGGAGUCCCAUCAUUCUGAUUCUACAAAUGACCAGAAUGCCGUAAUUAAGGCUACUGGAGGUGGGGCAUACAAGUUUGCUGACCUUUUCAAAGAAAGACUUGGGAUUAGUCUUGACAAAGAAGAUGAAAUGGAUUGUCUUGUAGCAGGAGCAAACUUCUUGCUUAAGGCAAUUCGUCAUGAGGCUUAUACACACAUGGAAGGCCAAAAAGAGUUUAUUCAAAUUGACCCGAAUGAUCUAUUUCCUUAUCUUCUGGUUAACAUUGGAUCAGGUGUUAGUAUGAUCAAGGUUGAUGGCGACGGUAAAUUUGAGAGGGUUAGCGGGACAAACGUCGGCGGUGGAACUUACUGGGGAUUGGGAAGACUGUUAACAAAUUGUAGCAGCUUUGAUGAGUUGCUUGAGCUAAGUCAGAAAGGAGAUAAUAGAACCACUGACAUGCUUGUUGGGGAUAUUUAUGGCACAGACUAUCCUAAGAUUGGCCUAUCGGCAUCAACCAUCGCUUCAAGUUUUGGCAAGGCUACGUUAGAAAAUAAGGAGCUUGAAGAGUACAGACCUGAAGAUAUAUCACUAUCUCUUCUACGAAUGAUUUCUUACAAUAUUGGCCAGAUAUCUUACUUGAAUGCACUGCGAUUUGGGCUAAAGCGUAUCUUCUUUGGAGGAUUUUUUAUAAGGGGCCAUGCCUACACCAUGGAUGCAAUUUCUUUUGCAGUUCAUUUCUGGUCUAAAGGGACGGCACAAGCUAUGUUCUUGCGGCAUGAAGGAUUUCUAGGAGCUUUAGGUGCAUUUAUGAGCUAUGAAAAACAUGGCUUAGAUGAUCUUAUGGUGCAUCAAUUCGUUGAAAGGUUCCCAAUGGGAGCUCCAUAUACUGGAGGCAAGAUUCAUGGCCCGCCGCUUAGAAAUUUGAAUGAGAAGAUUUCAUGGAUGGAAAAGUUUCUGCAAAAAGGUACCGAGAUUACUGCUCCGGUGCCAAUGACCCCUCCUGGAACUACUGGACUUGGGGGAUUUGAAGUUCCUUUGUCAAAAGGAAGUACUCUACGUUCUGAUGCCAGUGCUCUAAAUGUUGGUGUUCUCCAUCUAAUACCAACUUUGGAGGUGUUCCCAUUAUUAGUAGAUCCGAAAAUGUAUGAGCCUAAUACUGUUGAUCUCUCAGAUCAUAGUGAAUUGGAAUAUUGGUUGACAAUAUUAUCAGAGCACUUGCCAGAUCUUGUUGAUAAGGCUGUAGCAAGUGAAGGUGGGACUGAUGAUUCCAAACGUAGGGGCGAUGCUUUUGCUCGUGCUUUUUCAGCUCACCUGUCAAGGUUGAUGGAGGAGCCUGCUGCAUAUGGGAAGUUAGGCUUGGCCAAUCUAUUGGAAAUGAGGGAAGAGUGCUUGAGAGAAUUCCAAUUCGUCGAUGCCUAUAGAAGUAUAAAGCAGAGGGAAAAUGAGGCAUCACUUGCGGUUUUGCAUGACUUGUUGAUGGAGCUUGACAGUCUGGAUGAGGAGACAAGAUUACUUACUCUAAUUGAAGGUGUUCUUGCUGCAAACAUUUUUGACUGGGGAUCUCGUGCAUGUGUGGAUCUCUAUCAUAAGGGAACUAUUAUAGAAAUUUAUCGAAUGAGUCGGAACAAAAUGCAGAGACCUUGGAGGGUGGAUGAUUUUGAUGCAUUUAAAGAGAGAAUGCUGGGCAGUGGUGACAAGAAACCUCUCCCACAUAGAAGGGCUUUACUUUUUGUAGACAAUUCAGGUGCAGACAUCGUUCUAGGGAUGCUUCCCUUGGCGCGGGAGCUUCUUCGUCGUGGAACUGAAGUAGUUUUGGUUGGAAAUUCCCUUCCUGCUUUAAAUGAUGUGACUGCAAUGGAGCUUCCUGACAUAGUUGCUGAGGCUGCCAAGCACUGUGACAUACUUAGGCGAGCUGCCGAGUCUGGAGGCUUGCUUGUGGAUGCAAUGACCAACACAUUAGACGGUUCUAAAGAAAAAUUGCCUUCGGUACCCCUGAUGGUUGUUGAGAAUGGGUGUGGUAGUCCAUGUAUAGACUUCAGACAGGUCAGCUCUGAGCUGGCUGCCGCUGCUAAGGAUGCUGAUUUGAUAAUUUUAGAAGGGAUGGGUAGAUCUCUUCAUACCAACCUCUAUGCACAGUUCAAGUGUGAUGCUUUGAAGCUCGCAAUGGUGAAAAACCAAAGAUUGGCAGAAAAGUUGGUUCAAGGGAACAUAUAUGACUGUGUUUGCAAGUACGAGCCUGCUUAUUGAAAGCUUCUAUGUAUCACUUCCAUGUCUAAUGCUAACAGCUUCCUAGGUUAUGACCCAAAUUUGAUGUUUUUGUUUA